UGCGAGGGAAGAGCUUGUAUGUAUAUUUGAAUGCUUCCUGGGGAAGUUGUAUAGCCUAGGGUGUCUAGUAAGGGAUAAGAGAAGAAGGAGGAGGAGACAAACACGAAGGGGGGCUAGGAGUUAAGGGAAGAAUGCAGAAKCUGGGAGGCGGUAUGGUUYCCGGAUUSGCUAGUGGGAUUGUCGUUAACGGAGGUAACCAACCGGGGGUGGUCACGUGUCAUAAUUGCGGGAAAGUUGGGCAUUAUGCCCGAAACUGUUGGGCCGCAGGAAACGGGAGGGGACCACCAGUUCAGCAUCCCUUGGCGAAUGAAAAUGAUGUCGAAACCAGGGAAAUGCGCGAGUAUUUCCGGGAGAAAAUUAGGAGGAAGAAGCUGGAUGAGGAAAAGAAGGAGAGGGAGGUKGAGGAGAGGAGACGGAAGGAGGAAGACUUUCGGAAAGAACAAGAUAGGAUAAAGGAGGCGGAGGCAAGGGAAGCUAGACUGGAGGCGAGACUGAUGSGGCUGUUAGCACAGCAUAACAAGCAGAGUGCACAGCCCGAGAGUUGGAAUACCAAGAAGAAGUCUCCUAGGACGAAAGCUAGGGUAUUGAGGGAAAUAAGGAGUUAUUUGGAAGAGUCGGAUAAUGAUAGCGAGGAGGUUAGGGAGGAGGCCGGGAGACUUGUUGAAGCAAUUGAAAAAAGGAAGGGGAAGCGAGCAUAUUAUCGUGAAGAUGRAAGGGGUUCAAGGAUUCAUUACCGGGAGGUACCGGUAAAGAUCGAAGAUGACGAAGAAAGGACUCCUCCACCGACGAAGAAGAGGAGUGAAGAUGACAGCAUGCUGGAAUUUGCAAUCGAACUUCACAGGCACCUUUCCGAGAAGAAGGUUCCAGAGUUGCGGAAGCUGUGCAGUAAGGAGGGGAUUGAGUGGUCAAAGAAAGACGUAGCCAUUGGAGAAUUGGUAAAGUGCAAAGCGAAGCUUGCCUACGGUGAUUACGCAGAGAAUGGCCGGAUUGCGGAUCUAUUWKAGAAAUGAUAAGGGAUUAGGAUGGAACAGUUACGGGAUGAAAUGAAUGCACGGAGGAAGG
This is a messenger RNA of Chara braunii, 1062 nucleotides long. The record is from the annotation of a GenBank genome assembly. NCBI's taxonomy places the organism in Eukaryota, Viridiplantae, Streptophyta, Charophyceae, Charales, Characeae.